Opisthorchis viverrini is the source of this 1503-nucleotide messenger RNA. RefSeq lists its product as hypothetical. The transcript has 6 exons. Bases 1 to 1311 code for a protein of 436 amino acids. Lineage: Eukaryota; Metazoa; Platyhelminthes; Trematoda; Opisthorchiida; Opisthorchiidae. The record is from RefSeq and is a predicted model, not a curated record. Gene Ontology annotation, cellular component: catalytic step 2 spliceosome.
AUGACUGCAGUUGAGGCGAUCGACGUACUUCGUCAGAAUUUGGAGCUAGCUAAGGAGCAAUUAAAAAAUGUUGAUGAGGAUAUACGAAAAAUGACAGGGCGUGAUCCUGUUGACGACAGGUACCGUCUCGUUGUUUCGUCCUCAGUGUUUUUGCUAAGAUUUCCGCGACGUCCUGCAGAAACAGGUUAUCGACGGCCUGAAGUGAACAAGGAUUUCAAACUACCUGGACUCAGACCUACCCAGGUGGCCGUGGCGAAAGAGGAAUUGGCGAGAAUUCCCGAAGAAGACUUACAGGUUUCUUUAGCGUCAUCUGUUGUGCGGGUCGCUGAAACCCGAUCCCGAUCAGAUGCUACAAAAGAAAUGAGGAAAUCUGAUAGAGAUCGGGGGAGGCGCAUGCUGGGUAUUCUGCAGGGCACGUUAAAUCAGUUCCGCGCCGAGUCCGCCGCAGCGAUUUUCAAGCCGCAAAUGGCCAAACGGCUUCAGGUGGAUAAGAAAUUGGAAGCUCGGGCAGAGGAGGAAAGACAAAAACUUCGACGAGAACGAGCUCAACUGUUCCGGGCACGUCGUGAACAGCAGAUGGAAGUUGCUUUGCUGCAGCAGAAAAUGCGGUUACUCAAAGGGUUUGAAAUGUGGAAAACGGAAAUGGAGAAAAUGAUUGGCUUCUGUAGAACAGAAACAUCGCCGCACAUAUUCUUCCGCCCAAAGGUUCACAAUGAAGAAUCAAGGCGUCGUGUUCUCGAAACCGAGGAAGUCAUAAACGACAUCAUAAGACAUCGCCGCAGGAAGAUCGACAUCGGUUUCGAGGAGUCGGCAAUUUCACGCAGACGGCAGUUUGUUUCACAGACAGAUAAGGACAUGGACAGUGAUCAUGAGGAAUCUACGGAGCAGCACAGUCCUCGGGAUUGGUCGCCACCUCGCAAAAUCUCAACAGGCAAGAGUUCGGAGUUCUCGACCGGGAAAGCUCGACAACCGGGAUCUGUUGUGAAUAGAAUCACCGCUUCAGGCAAACGGCGUCACACUUCCGCGGCUCAAAUGGAUACCGGGGAGCUUUCGGACGCCAGUGAAACAUUCGCCAUCGAAGGAGACGAGGAGCCGCAACUAAUGGAAGAAGAGCACACAACUGUUGUAAUGACUACCACUCACUCCGGUCUUCCGGUAUCCUCCUCUCUGGUGAAUAACACCGGAAACACUUUCCGUUCCAAGGACAGACAGUUCGAAGAAGAUUCUCUGACAUCGAAAUCAGACACCCGAACUGUUAGGAUGGAUGAUCCGAGCACAGAAGACACCACGAUGACUGACGCAGCGUUCUGAAUUGCGGUAUUGUGUGGUAUUUUACCGAACCCAUUGUAUAGACUUCCGGUCCCCACUCGUUGGCGUGACAAGGACCACUUUUUUUCACGCCCAUUCUUGGUGUACGACAGUCUACCCUGUACAGGAAGUUCAUGCGUUUCCAUCACCAUGAUCCGUGCCUGUCACACACAUGGAAAUUGUGGCGGUUUCUUG